UUUUUGAAAGUUAGAACACAAAAUAUAGAUAAAUUUUUCGAAUACAUCAACUCGAAGGUAGAGGCAAUUCAAUUCACUUAUGAAUUGGAAAGUCCAAUGUUAGAUUGCAACGUAAAAAGGAAAGAAGAUGGGAAGUUAAACACACUAGUGUGUGUUUACAGGAAACCCAUACAAUCAAACAGAUAUUUGGACUUCCGAUCAUCGCAUCCUAUGUCAGUAGAAAUAGGAUUGGUGAAAUGUUCAAGUGACAGAGCACAAAAACUAAGUAGUACCAAGAAAAAUUUAAGACAGGAAGUGAUACAUAUAAGAGAAGCCUUGAAACUUAAUAAUUACCCGGAUAAAUUAGUCAGGAAAUAUGUGAGGAAAUGUAAAAAUAAAAUAAAUAAUGAUAGUAGUGAUAGUGAUAAUAAUAAUGAUAGCAAUAAUAAUGAUAAUAAUAGUAAUAAUAAUACUAUUAUUAUUAAUAUUAAUGACGACACCAACAAUAAGGAAUCUAAAUCAUCAGUAGUGAUUCCAUACAAGGAAGGAAUCUUUGUUUGUUGGUUUGAGCCAGACCCAUAGGAAGAUAUACACUGCCUAGUUGGGGUUCCCUAGUAUUACAUUAUUAUUAUUCCCUUGGGUUCCGAGUGGAACA
Trichobilharzia regenti is the source of this 634-nucleotide messenger RNA. The record is from the annotation of a GenBank genome assembly. Lineage: Eukaryota; Metazoa; Platyhelminthes; Trematoda; Strigeidida; Schistosomatidae.